AUGACACGAACUACAGCGAACUCACAAGCCGCUGGCGCUGGUUACACUGGUGUGCAACACUCGCCACCUCCACCACCGCCGCCACAUCAAGUAGGCAAUGUCAUAAAUGAAGGUCAAUCUAGUAGUAGUGUUGCACAAGUUCCAAUAAGCAUAAGUUUAACUGAAAGCCAAUUUUCUAGUCUGUUAGGAAGUCUUAAUGUGCGAGAAGGUUCUAGGAGUACAUUUAGUUCAUGCAAUGCAAGGUUUGGCGGAAGCAAUAGUUCUAAGGUUGAAGAUUUCAUUGAAACCAUAAUCGUUUAUAAAAAUGCAGUGAGCAUUUCAGAUCACUUUGCUCUCACUAGUUUUCCUCUUCUACUUGAUGGUUAUGCUUCAUCCUGGUGGCAAGGGGUAAAACAUGAAGCAAAAUCAUUUGAUGAAGCAAUUGAGUUGCUAAGAACUGCAUUCAGUCCUCCAAGACCUGAUUGGAGAAUAUUUGCGGAAAUUCUUCAAGAUAAGCAAAAGAUAACCGAAACUACAGAUUCUUUUAUUUGUCGAAAGAGAAGGUUGUUUUCUCAACUAAAGAAAACUUUUCCAGAACAAACGAUUAUUGAUCUGCUGUUUUCCCAAAUAAGCCUAAGAAUAAGAGAAAGACUGUCCAGAGAAGACUUCCAAACAUUCCAAGAUCUUUUGAAUAGGGCAAGAGAAAUUGAACUGUCUCUCAACGAAAACCAAAUGAGUACCAAACCUCACCCAGUUGAUGUUCCUGAAAAAUCCACCUCUAGUAUUCGGUGUUCUUUUUGUCGAAAGAAGAAUCAUUCUGCAGAAGUUUUAAGAAGCUCGAAAAAGAAAGAAAAAUAA
Messenger RNA from Episyrphus balteatus (marmalade hoverfly), 837 nucleotides. RefSeq names its product activity-regulated cytoskeleton associated protein 2-like. The transcript is spliced from 2 exons. The record is from RefSeq and is a predicted model, not a curated record. The coding region runs from base 1 to 837 and encodes 278 amino acids. NCBI's taxonomy places the organism in Eukaryota, Metazoa, Arthropoda, Insecta, Diptera, Syrphidae.